Microplitis demolitor is the source of this 2062-nucleotide messenger RNA. Its product is annotated as hepatocyte nuclear factor 6. Gene Ontology annotation, cellular component: nucleus. The record is from RefSeq and is a predicted model, not a curated record. Bases 1 to 2028 code for a protein of 675 amino acids. The transcript is spliced from 5 exons. Gene Ontology annotation, molecular function: RNA polymerase II cis-regulatory region sequence-specific DNA binding; DNA-binding transcription factor activity, RNA polymerase II-specific. NCBI's taxonomy places the organism in Eukaryota, Metazoa, Arthropoda, Insecta, Hymenoptera, Braconidae. Gene Ontology annotation, biological process: regulation of transcription by RNA polymerase II.
AUGGAAGGCAUAGGGGACAUUGCCGAUCAUCAUCGGUCGCAUAGCGAGCAAUUGCUGGACUCUGUAGACUCGCCGACUGGACUAUCUACUCACGGGCGCGGAGGCUCGAAUGGCAAUUGCGGUGGGAUUGGUGAUGGUGAGAGUGGAAGCACCAGAAACAGGCAUCAUCAUCAUCAUCAUCAUCCUCAUAAUCAUCACAGUCAACAUCAUCAUAGUCAACACCACCAGCAACAGCAGCAGCAGCACAAUCACCACCACCACGAGGCGACUCGUGGCGGCGGCGGUGGUAACAAUACAAUUCGCGGUGGUGGGGGUGGCGAUACUGGCGGCGAGGGUAUGUCGUCCUCGGCAUCACAAAGUCCCGACAUCGGGUGCGCGAGCAUCCCGUUGGAAUUACUCGCGGCCGGCGCGCUCGGCGUCAAGGAGGAACGAGACCUCGCCGGCGCUGAGGAUUUGUCUUCGUCCCAGGAACCACCGGGUAGGGCGAGCGCGAGGGAGUCCCUGUCGGUGAUUGUGCCACCGCAGGACGUGGACUGUGAUUCACGUGACGCUGACUCGGAGUUAUUGAGUCCGGGUAAAUUAUCGCCAACCUCCGGUAUAAGUGUAUCUGUUGCAAGUAUGAUUGACGCGACGGAUUUUAGAUCAAUGCAACCAGAGCCGACAUAUCAAACACUAACGUCGGUUGCUGAGAGAAUGUCACCGCCAGGUUUUUCACCUGGUUCGUCCUACGCGACGUUGACGCCGCUUCAACCAUUGCCGCCUAUAUCGACAAUGAGUGAUAAAUUUGUGUACGGCGGACAUGCCGCCAGUGGUGUCUCGGGUAGUUUUGCUGUUAUGCAGAACAAUGGUCUUGGUAAUAUUGGUUUGGGCAUGGGAAGUUCGCCCUACACAUAUGACAAAUUGCCACCGAUGGGUAUGUCACCGCCGCACAAUUAUCCAUCACCAGGAGCUGGUCUGCAGCCAAGUCCGCUCUCACCCCAAAGUGCUUACAGUCAAAGUGGUCUUAAUUCGCCUCAUAAAUCAGCAAGUCCACAUUACGAGCCGGCAUUUUUGCCGAGAUUACAACAGAGUCCAGCGGCACUCAGUCCACCCUCGCCACCGGUAUCUGCGGCCACCAGUUUCGCACCCUCACAUCAUUCACCUCCGACGCUUACGGUACCGGCAGCUUCACCGCCUCCGUUGCAAACCCAAUUGCAGCAGCAACAGCAGCAGCAACAGCAACAACAGCAGCAGCAAACGAUACAACAAACGAUAUCACACACUCAGCAUGUGCAGCACACGUCAGUUGUUAUGAAAACCGUAUCGUCGGCGGGGAACGGUGCUAGUGAAGUUGAAGAAAUCAACACUAAGGAACUCGCUCAAAGGAUCAGUGCCGAGUUAAAGAGAUACAGCAUACCCCAGGCUAUUUUUGCACAAAGGGUACUGUGUCGUAGCCAGGGCACACUCAGCGACCUUCUCCGUAACCCAAAGCCCUGGUCUAAACUCAAAAGCGGACGGGAAACGUUCCGAAGAAUGUGGAAGUGGUUGCAGGAACCAGAGUUUCAGAGAAUGUCUGCAUUACGAAUCGCAGCCCUGAGCAACUGCUCUGAGAGCGGAGGUGACCCGGAUGGAAUGCUGGAUAUCCACCACCCAGGAUCAGGAAUCGAGACUCAUCAUCAACAGUUUCACAACUCAUAUGCUGCACAGAUUCCACAACGAGGAACAUGCAAGAGGAAAGACGAGAUGUCGAGUCAGGCCGAACAUCAGCAGCCCGCACCCAAGAAACCGCGGUUGGUUUUCACAGACCUUCAGCGCCGUACUCUACAGGCUAUUUUUAAGGAAACAAAAAGGCCAUCAAAAGAAAUGCAAGUGACAAUCGCGCGGCAGUUGGGUCUCGAACCCACGACCGUCGGUAAUUUCUUUAUGAACGCAAGACGCCGAUCCAUGGACAAAUGGAAAGACGAAGAUCCAAAAAAUCCAAGUGUUGACGAAGAUCAAUUAUCACCGAGCCUCGGUUUAACUUCACGUCAAGCGAAUGACGUUUUGUGACAUACGUCCGACCACGAGGAAUAUCAUGACGAGU